Messenger RNA from Closterium sp. Naga37s-1, 561 nucleotides. Lineage: Eukaryota; Viridiplantae; Streptophyta; Zygnematophyceae; Desmidiales; Closteriaceae. The record is from the annotation of a GenBank genome assembly.
AUGCUGGCGUACACCGCAGCUGACAUCGCAGCGCUCCACCGCGCCAUGCAAGAAGACGCAGAGCAGGUGCGGCAGCAGCUGGCAGCAGGCAUGGAGGGGGUGGCGCGGGAGGUGGGGCAGCUGCGCCAGGCGAGCAGCAAGGCGGCGGGGGACGCGGCGCAGGUGCUGAGGGAGGGGCAGGAGGGGCUGCAGCAGCUGCAGGCGGAGAUCAAAGAGCUUAAAGCCCGCGUGCGCCGGCAGGGCGAGGAGCUGUCUCAGCAAAUGGCGGCCCUGGCUCGAGUGCAGGCACGGCAGAACAAUGCUCGGGCUGCCGCUGCCGCUGCCGCCGCCGCCGCUGCUGCUGCCGCCGCCGCCGCCGCCACUGCUGCUGCUGCGACUGAAGCUGGCGGUGGUAGCAGCAACAGCAGCGGUGGCAGCGGGGGGAGGGGGAGCGGGGUAUACCACCGGCCGUGGCGGAGGAACGGGUUCAGGCGGUGGAAGAUCACGGACGACCGCCCGCAGUACUGGCGGCAGCACGUGUUUGAGAAAUAUGGUGCCUAUGGCUUCGUCAGGUUCAGGUGA